AGGACCUCGCAAAAGAGCAGCGGAAUUCAAAUUUUCAAAACAAACCCGAGAUUGUUGUUUUAUCAUGCAAGUGUUUACUUCGAGCUGCCAAGCUGUUACAGACACCACCUGAAUCCUAAUUUUGAAACGAGUUAAAUAAUGGACGCAGAAGAAAAGCACGACUCCAGCACACACGAGAAAACGUCGGAAACUCCUAAACCGCCCUCAAUCGAGGAUUUCGUCGUUUUGAAGCCCAUCAGCCGCGGUGCCUUUGGCAAAGUCUACCUUGCACGGAAGAAGUGCAAUGCGCGAUUAUACGCCAUUAAAGUGAUGAAGAAAGCCGACAUGGUUGAUAAAAAUAUGACGGGGCAAAUGAAGGCAGAAAGAGACGCGCUCGCUCUGAGCAAAAGUCCCUUCGUGGUUCACCUGUUUUACUCCCUUCAGACAGCGACCAAGAUCUACCUGGUAAUGGAAUACCUCAUUGGAGGAGAUGUCAAAUCUCUGCUUCACAUCUAUGGAUAUUUCGACCAGGAUAUGGCUGUUAAAUACAUUUCAGAGGUAGCUCUGGCUUUAGACUACCUUCACCGUCAUGGUAUAAUCCACAGGGACUUGAAACCAGACAACAUGCUGAUAUCUGAUGAAGGUCACAUCAAGCUAACAGACUUUGGCCUUUCCAAAGUCAAGCUUGACAGAGAGCUGAGUCUUAUGGAUAUCCUAAACACUCCAUCCUUGGCUAAACCAAAAAAAGAUUAUUUCCGCACGCCGGGUCAAGUCCUCUCCUUAAUCAGCUCCCUUGGAUUUAAUACACCUACAGGAGAAGGCAAGCGUCACUGCAGUGCAUCUGCUGUGUCCAGCCCCAUGUCCUGUGGCAAAAUAAAACCGAAGAAUAACUCUCUUGGUUCUCCCCUGAUGAAGAUAAAAGAUCACCUGUCUUCUCCGGCUCACUACCCUUGGAAACUGGGACCCAGCAACAGUGUGUUUAGUCCUCACAACCUGGCUAAAAACUUGACUCCCACACUGCUGAAGACCAGGAAGAGGUUUGAGACGAUGAGUGCAGGCAGCACCACAGACACUGAGGGUGGUAUCAGUCCACUGUGGGAGUGUGAAGAGAAAGAAAAUGAACAUAGGGUGAAAGGGCACUCUGAAUAUAAAGGGCCUGAACAGGAUUUUGUGCCCACAAAACUGGACACCUUCGGCCUCUCCACUGAGGCCAGCAGCAAUCUGGCCAAAACGUCAAAUCCAGACCAACUUACAGAAAAAAGGCCUCAUACCAACAAAUUGGAGCCUGUUCCCACAGCUCAGAGGGAUAUUUGUCUGCCAGUGACAGGUCACAGUCAAACUGCUAUCAUCUCAUCUGUGAAGAGAACAUUUUCAGAUGUAGAGAGAAGUCCAGAGCCAUUAGAGAUCCAAGCCAAGAAGAGUAACGCAGACUACAGGAGAUGCUAUGAGAUUCCAGAGGAGACUGCAAGGUUUCACACUGGUCUAACUGGAACAUUCUCCACCAUCCAAAUAGGUGACUUUUUGGCCUCCACUGAGGGGAAUGGGUUAACUGGAGACAGAGUCCCAAAGCGCUCUAGCCCCAUUGCUGUGGCCAAAACUCUGUUUUGCGAACUGGAGGAGCCAGCAGAGGACACGUUUGAAGAUGGAGCCAAAGACUUGUCGCAUUCAAGUUUCACAUCACCACUUGCUGGGAACAGUGACAUCUGCAGGAGCUUGAGCCUGGACUCCGAUGGGUCUAUGCACGAAACGUCUCUCACUAUAGAGAGCAGUUCAUCUCUCAAACCAAGCAGGUGUUCCAGAAAUAGGAACUCAGCAUCAUCUGAGGAGCAAGAGGAAAAUAAAGACUCAUUCAUCACUGAAUCACUACCACAAACUCCUUCUGCUGUUUCUACUGAAACUCCCAAACUUGGUAAUUUUGGCCGGAGAGGUGAAUCUCAGUGUUCCUUUCUCAGCCGACUCCCUGAUCUGGCCUGCGGUGUGGCGCAGUCCCCUUCAUUCCUCAAGCCCCGGAACGUUGUAGCUUUCCGUAGCUAUUGUAGUUCCAUUAACCGCUCCAACAUGUCUCGACUUAGCAUUGGGUCUGUGGAGGCUAUGGACAUGUCCACAACAACAUCUUAUCACUCUGCAUCUGGCACUGCAACACCAGUGCAGAAGAGAUCCAGCUCCAACAGCUCUGUCUAUCAGACUCCUCAGCCCAUGUCGACCUCCCACACCCCUUUCAGGACUCCAAAGAGUGUCCGGAGGGGGGCGUUGCCUGUUGAGGGUGCACCCAUUUUGGGAACCCCUGACUAUUUGGCUCCAGAGCUUCUUUUGGGUAAACCACAUGUUUCAGGAAGUGGUCAGUGUGACUGCAUGGUGGAUUGGUGGGCGCUAGGAGUGUGUCUUUUCGAGUUCCUCACAGGUGUACCGCCUUUUAAUGAUGAGACACCUCAGCUGGUCUUCCAGAACAUUCUCAACAGAGAUAUCCCGUGGCCUGAGGGAGAGGAGGAGCUGUCUGAAAAUUCAAGAAAUGCCAUUGAAAUACUGCUAACAAUGGACACGACAAAGCGGGCUGGUCUCAAAGAACUCAAGUGCCACCCCCUGUUUGAGGGCUUGGACUGGGACAACCUGCAGAACCAGCCAAUGCCUUUCAUACCUCAGCCGGAGGACGAGACUGACACCUCGUACUUUGAGGCAAGAAACAAUGCUCAGCACAUUGCCGUGUCUGGCUUCAGUUUAUAGAGUUACAAACAUAGCUGAAAUUUUAUAAAAGCAGCAGUCAACAAAUUUUAGCUGUUGAUGAGGUGAGAACAUGUGGGUAUGGGUUAUUGAAUUGCUGUCACUGUGAAAAACUGCAAAAUCACCCAUUAUAUGAAUAAAUAUAAAAUAAUGAUGUGGAUUCUGAUCAAGGCUGUAAUAUUUUUAAUUAUUUUAAGUAUGUGCAAUCACUGGUCAGAAGAGUCAGGAAAAAGCUGAAUCUGUUGACUGCUCAGUAGGUUACGAAUAUACAUAGUAGAAAGUAGAAUUUCUUUCAUAUACAGUAGUUAUAGCUCUUAUAUUAGGCUCUUCAGUUAGCAAAACACUACUUGCUCCUGCUUAGGCUUAUAAUAGGCCUUGAUUUCUGUAUUGUUAUGGUGUUAUAUUGAUUAAACACAAAAUAACUUGGUAUUUAAGUUCAUUCAAGUGUAACACUUCCUGCCUGAUGAUAACUUUCCAUGCAGAUAACACUUUUGCUGCUCUGUUCAUCUUUGUAAUGUUCCCCUGCUGUUUGUUGACUGGGUGGGCGGGCCUCCUGAAUAUCAUUGAGGGGUACAAUACUGCUAAAGAAAAACAUCCUAAUAUAUUCAUGAAUAAUGUAUUUUAUUUUGUAAAUCUUGUGAAUAACGUUUAGUGUCGUUUUAAGACGAGUGUGUACUUUGUAACUGUUUUGCUGCUUUUAUGUCACUAAUUUCUGGCGAUGGGAUGGAAAAGUUCCUUUAAAUUAUUAUAAUGAGAGACUUUCUACAAUGAUGACUGAGUAUCUCAAAAUAAUGAGAAACUUUCCUGAUAUGAAGUCAUUAUUUUGAUAGAAGUUUCUCGUUAUGAUAAAGUUACAGAAUAUUUUUUUCAUCACAUUGGCUGAAAUGGGCCUCAAUAGAAUAUCAUUGUCCACUGUCCAUUUUCCACACUACUAGUUUUUUUUUUUAAGAAGUUCACCAGGCUCCUUGCUACUUCUGAAAUUUUAUCUUGUUCAGUCUAAGAAAAAAGGCAAAACACAAAUAAAAUCUGUUUGUAACAUAA
This is a messenger RNA of Lates calcarifer (barramundi perch), 3738 nucleotides long. RefSeq names its product microtubule associated serine/threonine kinase-like (gene mastl). The record is from RefSeq and is a predicted model, not a curated record. Gene Ontology annotation, cellular component: nucleus. NCBI's taxonomy places the organism in Eukaryota, Metazoa, Chordata, Actinopteri, Centropomidae. Gene Ontology annotation, molecular function: ATP binding; protein serine/threonine kinase activity. Gene Ontology annotation, biological process: peptidyl-serine phosphorylation; intracellular signal transduction. The transcript is spliced from 13 exons. The coding region runs from base 139 to 2700 and encodes 853 amino acids.